AUGGGUGAUGCUGAGAGCUGCCUGCUCAGACAACAGACACGCGAGGUCAGGAAGAAGCUGCUUAUAAAUUACCGCUUCCUCCGCGACGCCGCCAGCGCUGAGCUACGGCCCCUGGGCACAGCCACGCGCCGCUGUGCAGAGAAGCAGCGCUGAGCCCAGAACCCGCGGGCCAGAGAUCCGGCGGGCGGGCAGCCCCCCGCCAGUGGAAGGCAGCACGGGCGAGCGCAGCGCGAGGAGCACUGCAGCCACCCCAGGUGUCUUACCUUCACAGCUUUAGUCCUUAGGAGUAGCCCAAGUGAGGAGAUGGCCACCAAGGAGAAGCUGCAGUGCCUGAAAGAUUUCCACAAGGACAUCCUGAAACCAUCACCAGGGAAGAGCCCAGGCACACGGCCUGAGGAUGAGGCAGAGGGCAAGCACCCACAGAGGGAGAAGUGGUCCAGCAAGAUUGACUUCGUGCUCUCUGUGGCUGGCGGCUUCAUCGGCUUGGGCAAUGUCUGGCGUUUCCCAUAUCUCUGCUACAAAAAUGGUGGAGGUGCGUUUCUCAUACCGUAUUUUAUUUUCCUGUUCGGCGGCGGCCUACCUGUGUUUUUCCUGGAGGUGGUCAUUGGCCAGUAUACCUCUCAAGGGGGCAUCACCUGCUGGGAAAAGAUCUGCCCCUUGUUCACUGGCAUUGGUUAUGCCUCCAUCGUGAUCGUCUCCCUGCUGAACGUGUACUACAUCAUCAUCCUGGCCUGGGCCAUGUACUACCUGUUCCACUCCUUCCAGACUGAUCUGCCCUGGGCUCAUUGCAACCACAGCUGGAACACGCCCCACUGCAUGGAGGACACCAUGCGAAAGAACAAGAGCAUGUGGAUCACCCUCAGCACCUCCAACACCACCAACUAUACCUCCCCUGUCAUCGAGUUCUGGGAGCGCAACGUACUGAGUCUGUCCUCUGGAAUCGACCACCCAGGUGCUCUGAAGUGGGACCUCGCUCUCUGCCUCCUCCUUGUCUGGCUGGCCUGUUUCUUCUGCAUCUGGAAAGGUGUCAAGUCCACAGGGAAAGUUGUCUACAUCACAGCCACGUUCCCAUUCAUCAUGCUCCUGGUGCUGCUUGUCCGUGGACUCACACUACCUGGGGCUGGUGCAGGCAUCAAAUUCUAUCUGUACCCCGACAUCUCCCGCCUCGAGGACCCCCAGGUGUGGAUUGAUGCCGGGACCCAGAUAUUCUUCUCCUAUGCGAUCUGCCUGGGGGCCAUGACCUCUUUGGGGAGCUACAACAAGUACAAGUACAACUCGUACAGGGACUGUAUGCUGCUGGGAUGCCUGAACAGUGGUACCAGUUUUGUGUCUGGCUUCGCAAUUUUUUCCAUCCUGGGCUUCAUGGCACAAGAGCAAGGGGUGGACAUUGCUGAUGUGGCUGAGUCAGGUCCUGGCUUGGCCUUCAUUGCCUAUCCCAAAGCUGUGACGAUGAUGCCACUGCCCACGUUUUGGUCCAUUCUUUUUUUUAUUAUGCUUCUCUUGCUUGGACUGGAUAGCCAGUUUGUUGAAGUUGAAGGACAGAUCACGUCCUUGGUUGAUCUUUACCCAUCCUUCCUAAGGAAGCAUCGGGAAAUCUUCAUUGCCCUCAUGUGUUGUGCCAGCUACCUGCUGGGGCUGACAAUGGUGACAGAGGGUGGCAUGUAUGUGUUUCAACUCUUUGACUACUAUGCAGCUAGCGGUGUAUGCCUUUUGUGGGUUGCAUUCUUUGAAUGUGUUACUAUUGCCUGGGUAUAUGGCGCUGAUAACUUUUAUAAUGGUAUUGAGGACAUGAUUGGCUAUCGGCCUGGGCCCUGGAUGAAGUACAGCUGGGCUGUCAUCACUCCAGUUCUCUGUGUUGGAUGUUUUAUCUUCUCUCUCGUCAAGUACCAGCCCCUGACAUAUAAUAAAGUCUACGUGUAUCCUGACUGGGCCAUUGGGCUGGGCUGGGGCCUGGCCCUGUCCUCCAUGGUGUGCAUCCCCCUGGUGUUCCUCAUCUCCCUCUGCCAGGCACAAGGAUCUCUGUCCAUGAGAUUCAAGUACCUGCUGACCCCGAGGGACCCCAACCGCUGGGCUGUGGAGCACGAGGGGGCCCUCCCCUUCAACUCUCCCUCCACUGCCAAUGGCAUUCUCAUGAAGCCGACCCACAUCAUUGUGGAGACUAUGAUGUGA
Orycteropus afer afer is the source of this 2169-nucleotide messenger RNA. RefSeq names its product solute carrier family 6 member 6 (gene SLC6A6). Lineage: Eukaryota; Metazoa; Chordata; Mammalia; Tubulidentata; Orycteropodidae. Gene Ontology annotation, cellular component: plasma membrane. The record is from RefSeq and is a predicted model, not a curated record. Gene Ontology annotation, biological process: taurine transmembrane transport; sodium ion transmembrane transport; neurotransmitter transport. The transcript has 16 exons. Gene Ontology annotation, molecular function: taurine:sodium symporter activity.